CUGAAAUCUGGUUCAGCCUUCGACAAGGUCCCCGAACGGUAGAUGCCUUUCAGAACCAUUCUUUCUCAAGUCCUCCAGUUUACCGCAUCCUUCGGUAGCCACUAUUCGCGUUGUCCGAGUGAGGCAGGGCCUGCGAAAGCGUUGAUUCUUCCCGUUACGUCGCAGGCAGUGGUGCGAGCCAUGAGAGGCGCCUCGCAGAUGUGCGUUCUGUGCCUCGCGCUGGCCCUUACGCACGUCGCAGCAGUGGACGGCAGCACCAUCGCCCGUUUCCCCACUAAGGACAUGCCCGCGUGCUCGGCGUGCGACAACGGCACUCUGUGCGUGCCGCUCUUCGCCUUCUGCUUCUCCUCCUCCGGCCCCUCCUGCAAAGACGCCUCCGAUUUCGGCGCGCCGUGCGCCGACUACCAGUGCCCCGCGGGGUCGUCCAAGUGCUUGGACGGGCAGCAGUGCGUGCUUGACUCUGCGCGCUGCGACGGCAGCAAGGACUGCCUGGACGGCUCGGACGAGGACCCCAAGGCGUGCGGCGCCUUCGACUGCUCCGCCAUCGGCAUGGAGCGCUGUCCGCUGGGCGCGCCGCAGUGCGUGCCGGGGUAUCUGCUGUGCGACGGCAAGCCCACGUGCCCCAACGCCACGGACGAGCACCCCGCCUUCUGCGCGCAGUACCAGUGCGCCAACGACGGCCGGCAGCAGUGCCCGUCCGGCUCGGGCUGCAUGUUCCUGUCGCAGGCGUGCGACGGGGUGAGCGACUGUAGCGAUGGCAGCGACGAGGACGCGGCGUUCUGCAAGGCGUUCAACUGCAGCGACGCCGGCAAGAGCACGUGUCCGAGCGGGGUGGGGUGUGUGUUUGCGGACGGGGUGUGCAACGGACGCGCUGACUGCAGCGACGGCAGCGACGAGGCAGCCGCCACCUGCAAUGACAAGUUCGACUGCACGGCUACGGGCAGGGUGGCGUGCCCCCUGAAGGGCGGGUGCGUGUGGGAGUACCAGCUGUGCGACGGGGCGCCCGACUGCCGCGACGGCAGCGACGAGCUGCCCCAGUUCUGCGCCUCCUUCAACUGCUCCACCUCCUUCCGGGCGUCAUGUCCCGGCGGGCAGCAGUGCACAUAUGAGGGGCUGCUGUGCGACGGCAGGAAGGACUGCACUGAUGGCAGCGACGAGGGUCAGCUCUUCUGCAGCACCUACAACUGCUCCGAUACUGGCAGGGUGCUGUGUCCAUCGGUGGAUGGGUCAGCCCCCGCCUGUGUGGACGCCUCUCUGCUGUGCGACGGUGCGCCGCACUGCCCAGGCGGCAGCGACGAGGACCGUGCCUUCUGUGCGGCGCACCAGUGCGCGCCCGGCCUCAUCAAGUGCCCCGGCUCCCUGCGCUGCGUGCCCGGCGCCCUCUGCAACGGCUUCCCCGACUGCCUCGCCCCCGCUGCUCCUGCUCCCAAGCCUGCUCCCAAUGUCGCUAUCGACCCUCAUCUUGACCCGCCUGCUGGCCCUGCUCCCGGCGUCCCCGAGCUGCUGCCAGCUGGCAUGGCUCGUACCGGUGGCACUGCUGCAACGAGCACCAAGGGGACGGCCAGUGGAGGCGCUGCUUCGGCUGACGUGGUCAUGAUGCUAGAGGGGGCGGCUGCUGACGAGGCAGGAGUCAGUGCUGACGAGGACCCGGCCAUGUGUGUGGCGUACGAGUGUCCCGAGGGGUGGCGGAAGUGUGCGGAUGGUCAGCAGUGCGUGGCGGAGGAGCAGUGGUGCAGCGGCGUGAAGGAGUGCCGUGACGGCAGCGAUGAGGACGAGGCCGCCUGCACGGGGUACGACUGCGGGGCGACGGGCCGCGUGGCGUGCCCCUCCGGCAAGUACUGCCUGUGGAACUACUGUGACGUCUGCAACGCCGACCGCCAACCGCUGUGCCCCGACGCGUCGGACCAGCUGCCCUCCGCGUGCCACCUGAAGCAGCAGUGCCCCGUGCGCUACUACAAGGACACCACGCUGCCGCGCCCCCUGCCCCUACCACAGCAGGAUGGGGCCGUGCAGGUGGACGGGGGCGCGGGGGGCCAGGGGGAUAGGGGGGGUGGCGCAGGGGAGAGCGAGGGCGAGGCCAGUGGGAGCAAGGAGUGGAAGGAUGCCAAGGUGAAGAAGGGGGCGGGGAAGGGGGCUGCUGAGGGGAAGGCUGCGGCCGGGAAGGGGGGAGGUGGUGGGAAGGAGGGGCACCACCCGCCAGGGGUGGGGCACCACAAUGGCAAAGGGAAGCACAAGAAGACAAACUCCAGUGUCGUGGCAGGCAGUGGUAGUGACGUGGCAAAGGCCGGUGGUGGCAAGAAGGGUGCGGGAGUAGAUAAAGGGGAUAAGAGCAGUGGCACGAAUGGCAAGGGAGGGGCUGCAGGGAAAGGAACGGUUGGGAGCAGCAGCAGUGGGAAGGAAAGGAAAGAUGAUGGUGGGAGCAGCAAGGGAGAGACAGGGAGCAGUGGGAAGAAGCCUGGCAAGGGCUUGUCCCCCACAUCAGAAGGGUCGGGGAAUGACACAACGAAGGGCAAAGGAAAGGCAGGUAGCAGCAAAAGCAGUGGCAAUGGCAGCAAGAGCAGUGACAAUGGCAGCAAGAGCAGUGGCAAUGGCAGCAUGAGCAGUGGCAAUGGCAGCAAGAGCAGUGGCAAUGGCAGCAAGAGCAGUGGCAAUGGCAGCAAGAGCAGAGGCAAUGGCAGCAAGAGCAGUGGGAAUAGCAUCAAGAGCAGUGACAAUAGCAUCAAGAGCAAUGCCGGUAGCACCAAGGGCAAUGCCAAUAGCACCAAGAGCAGUGACAAUAACACCAAGAGCAAUGCCAGUAGCAGCAAGGGCAGCAGCGGCAGCAGCAAGGGCAGCAGUGGUGACAGCAAGGAGGGCAAGCCAAGCAAGGGAGGAGAAGAGGGGGCCAACAAGAACGGCGGCAGCAAGGCAAAGGCAGGGGGCAAGGAUGGCAAGGCGAGUGGUGGUGGUGGAGCUAGCGGCGCGAGCAAAGGAGAGAAGGCAAACGGAAAGGCGGGUGGAAGACAAGGGGUCGGCAUCGUUGGAUGAGAAGACGGCAUCCAGUGCACGCUUGCCAACCGAGAGCACUGGGGGCAAGGGGAGCACAGGGGGGAGCACGGGGAGCAUGGGGAAGAAGGGGAGCACAGAGAAGGGCAAGGGCGAUAGGGGGAAGGGGAAUUGAAGGCAUAUGAUCUGAGCAAAGGGACGUGUGGGUGAAUGUGGGGCGACAAGAGGCCGAGGAGGGAACAUGCUUUCAUCCAAGGGCAGUUUCUUGCUGCUGCUUUCCCAUGCUAGGGCGUAUGGCAGAUCAGGUCUGCUGGCAACAGGGCUUGCUGCACGAACAGUAGAUGUGGCUCAGCGCAGCUCAAUUAGAAGUACCAAGUGAAUGUAGGCUGCAAGUCGGUGUCAACAAAUAUAUUUAUGUAGCUUAGCAAGGUCAUAUUUGUUUAUAGCCUAGCUUGUUUAGUUCUUAGUGAGUAGAGCCCUAGUUUUGUAUCCCUCGACAUUUUCCCUGAGUCACACUUUCCCGCUACUCUA
Messenger RNA from Closterium sp. NIES-67, 3516 nucleotides. NCBI's taxonomy places the organism in Eukaryota, Viridiplantae, Streptophyta, Zygnematophyceae, Desmidiales, Closteriaceae. The record is from the annotation of a GenBank genome assembly.